Molecule: messenger RNA, 948 nt
Organism: Python bivittatus (Burmese python)
Lineage: Eukaryota; Metazoa; Chordata; Lepidosauria; Squamata; Pythonidae
Product: G protein-coupled receptor 42-like
Biological process (GO): positive regulation of cytosolic calcium ion concentration; response to fatty acid; positive regulation of insulin secretion
Cellular component (GO): plasma membrane
Molecular function (GO): bioactive lipid receptor activity
Source: RefSeq, a predicted model, not a curated record
AUGGGAAUUUGGGAGAUCAUUUCUUUGGUGGUCUAUGGGGCAACCAUCCUCUUGGGAUUGCCUUCCAACAUCCUGGCCCUUUAUAUCUUCUACUGCCGGGCCAGGGUUCACCUGACCCCCAACCUCAUCUAUAUGAUCAAUCUUUGCCUCUCUGACUUGGUCUUCAUCCUUUUCUUACCUCUCAAGAUGCUGGAAAAAGGGAAGGUAGACUGGACCAUGCCCGGCUUUCUGUGUCCUCUUUAUAAUUUGAUUCAUUUUGGCACAAUUUACACCAGUGCCUGUUUUCUAACAGCUGUGAGUGUGGGGCGCUUUUUGGGAGCUGUUUAUCCCAUCCAUUAUCAAGCUUACAAAAAACCUCGCUAUUCCUGCCUGGUUUCUGUGGGGAUCUGGAGCUUGGUAGCUUUCCAUGGCGUCCUCCUCUUUGCUCUCGAGACCUCCAGGGACACCAAUUCCAGCCUUUUUGCUGGUAACAGCUCUUCCUGCUACUGCAACUUCAGUGAAGACCAAUUGGCUUUAUUGGCCCCUGUGCGGCUGGAGCUCUCAGUGGUCUUGUUCUUUCUCCCCUUGCUAAUCACAGCAUUUUGCUAUGCUGGAUGUAUCCGUGUCCUGGUUGGGUCGCAUCUCCACCUGCGGAAGAAACGCCGUGCUGUACGGGUGGCGGUGGCCACUUUAUCUGUUUUUGUCCUCUGUUUUGGCCCGUAUAACAUAUCUCAUGUGGUAGGCUUCAUCUAUGGGGAGGACGUUUGGUGGCGCACCGUGGCUCUGCUGCCAAGUGCAUGCAAUGCCUUUCUGGACCCCCUCAUCUUCUACUUCCUUUCCUCUGCCAUGGAUGAUGGGAUUGUACAAGUUUGGCGCUCCCUGAGACAGAAAUGUAGCUCCAUCCGGAUGAAGAUUGUCUUGGCUCAUGGAAAAGCAAGGAGCCAUCAAGGAGACAGUGGCAUUGCCUGA